CCGACGAGCUCUGCAUGCCGUUAAAAGAGAAUCAGCUGAUCAGAAAGUUUACAGAUCAUCAGAUCAUCAGAGAGCUGCAGACACCAUGCUGUGUGUUCUGGUGUGUGUGUUGUGUCUCUCCGGUCUCGUCCACUGCGGUCCGUCUGUCCUGAGACGCUCUGAUAAACUGCACCAGAACCUGGACCCUGAAGUGCACAUGAACAUCACGGAGAUCAUCCGCUGGUGGGGUUACCCUGCAGAGGAACACGAGGUUGUGACGGAGGACGGGUACAUCCUGAUGGUCAACAGGAUCCCACAGGGAAUCAAACACACGUCAGGGUUUAAAGGGACCCGAGGUCCGAGGCCGGCCGUCUUCCUCCAGCACGGCCUGCUGGCCGCCGGCAGCAACUGGAUCACCAACCUGCCAGACUCCAGUCUGGGCUUCGUGCUCGCCGACGCCGGCUACGACGUCUGGAUCGGAAACAGCCGAGGAAACACCUGGUCCAGGAAACACCAGAGCCUCACACCGGACCACGAGGACUUCUGGAGCUUCAGCUAUGAUGAGAUGGCUCUGAAGGAUCUACCAGCUGUUGUAAACCACAUCCUGAAGGUGACGGGUCAGGACCAGAUCUACUACAUCGGACACUCUCAGGGAACUACUUUAGCAUUCAUAGCGUUCUCUACGCUGCCAGAACUGGCCAGUAAGAUCAAGUUGUUCUUCGGUUUGGCUCCCGUAGCAACCAUCAGUUUCUCCGCCAGCGCGAUGACCAAACUGUCCGUCCUGCCCGACUUCCUCAUCUGGGACCUGUUUGGUAGGCGGGACUUCCUGCCUCAGAGUCACAUGAUCAAGUGGUUUGCAGAGAACGUUUGUGCGAAGCAGCUGCUCAGUGAGUUGUGUGGGAACCUGUUCUUCGUUCUCUGCGGCUUCGAUGAGAAAAACCUCAACAUGACCAGGACUCCAGUCUACACUGAACACUGUCCUGCUGGGACCUCAGUCCAGAACAUGAUCCACUGGGCCCAGGCGGUUCAUGGAGGAAAGCUGAGUGCCUUCGACUUUGGAGCUGCAGGAAACAUGAAACACUACAACCAGUCCACUCCCCCUCAGUACCACGUCCAGGACAUGAAGGUUCCCACCGCUCUGUUUUCAGGGGGACAGGAUACGCUGGCGGACCCAAAAGACGUGGCGGUCCUCCUCACUCAGGUGCCUAACCUGGUCUUCCAUGAGAACAUUGAUCACUGGGAUCAUCUGGAUUUUAUUUGGGGUCUUGAUGCUCCUGAACAGAUGUUUCCCUCCAUCCUGAAGCUGCUGCAGAAAUACCAGUAGAAUGUGUGUGUGUGUGUGUGUGUGUGUGUGUGUGUGUGUGUGUGUGUGUGUGUGUGUGUGUGUGUGUGUGUGUGUUUAUAGUCAGUGUGGAUCAAACUGGUACCUGAAUAAUCUGUAACCUGCUGCUCAUCAACACACCUGGACACUUCCUGUCUGUGUCCCAAUCCAGCGGCUGCAUCCUUCAGAGGACUCAGCCUUCAGGGUCUACGUAGACCACGUCCUCUGAAUACCGUGAAGGCUCGACCAAGCGCUCUCUGAAAUAAGACGGUCUGGUCGACAGAGGAUUUCCUGUUUGUCAUUUUAACAUAAGUGUGAUCUGAUCAGGUCUUUUUAGUUUUAACACUUGUAUCUGUAGAUAUUCACGUGAGUUAAAACUCAUUAAUUACAUUUAAAUGUGAAUUCUCCCGCUGCUGGUCCACUAGUCGCCAUGUCAUUAAAAAAAAAAAAAUAAAUCAACUUCACAAUGAAUGUUGGGAUAUGUUAGGCCGUGAAGGAUCCAUCAGUUGCGUUAGGAGUCUUUGAAACGAGGCGCUGUGACGCAUCGUCUACAAACGUUACGGAAGGAUGAGACGCCGGGUCGGGACACUUCCUGUUUGCUCAUCAACACACCUGAACACUUCCUGUUUGCUCAUCAACACACCUGAACACUUCCUGUUUGCUCAUCAACACACCUGAACACUUCCUGUUUGCUCAUCAACACACCUGAACACUUCCUGUUUGAUCAUCAACACACCUGAACACUUCCUGUUUGCCCAUCAACACACCUGAACACUUCCUGUUUGAUCAUCAACACACCUGAACACUUCCUGUUUGCUCAUCAACACACCUGAACACUUCCUGUUUGCCCAUCAACACACCUGAACACUUCCUGUUUGAUCAUCAACACACCUGAACACUUCCUGUUUGCUCAUCAACACACCUGAACACUUCCUGUUUGCUCAUCAACACACCUGAACACUUCCUGUUUGAUCAUCAACACACCUGAACACUUCCUGUUUGCUCAUCAACACACCUGAACACUUCCUGUUUGAUCAUCAACACACCUGAACACUUCCUGUUUGAUCAUCAACACACCUGAACACUUCCUGUUUGCUCAUCAACACACCUGAACACUUCCUGUUUGAUCAUCAACACACCUGAACACUUCCUGUUUGCUCAUCAACACACCUGAACACUUCCUGUUUGAUCAUCAACACAUCUGAACACUUCCUGUUUGCUCAUCAACACACCUGAACACUUCCUGUUUGAUCAUCAACACACCUGAACACUUCCUGUUUGCUCAUCAACACACCUGAACACUUCCUGUUUGUUUUGGAGCAAAACUCUUAUUUAGACUGCUGAAUAUGAACCAGUUUUUUGAUUAAAUCGUAAACACAAUGACAGGUUUUAUAAAGUUUAUUUUGAAAUAAAAAGCUGAAUUUGAAAUGUAUAAGAUGAUCUACAUGAUACAUUCUUAUUUACAAACACUUUCUACUCCAAUUUAUUCAUCAUCUGACGGCUUUAAAGCUUUUUAAAACAUCAUGACAUAUCGCUUUUGUUCCAGGGUUUGUGCUAAGCUAGGCUAACGUUGUUGUUUACUUUGUUGUAGGACCAAUAAACAUUAAGAGGACCUUUUAAAAACCAGAGAGGUCGAUUAAUUCACUUUAAAACGUUUUAUUUUAUCUGUCAAAAUAAAAGCAUGUGU
This is a messenger RNA of Anoplopoma fimbria (sablefish), 2987 nucleotides long. It is a transcript of the gene lipf, whose product is annotated as lipase, gastric. The coding region runs from base 86 to 1303 and encodes 405 amino acids. The transcript has 11 exons. Gene Ontology annotation, molecular function: hydrolase activity, acting on ester bonds. Lineage: Eukaryota; Metazoa; Chordata; Actinopteri; Perciformes; Anoplopomatidae. The record is from RefSeq and is a predicted model, not a curated record.